Molecule: messenger RNA, 1035 nt
Organism: Crotalus tigris (Tiger rattlesnake)
Lineage: Eukaryota; Metazoa; Chordata; Lepidosauria; Squamata; Viperidae
Product: biglycan-like
Exons: 5
Molecular function (GO): protein binding
Source: RefSeq, a predicted model, not a curated record
CCAAUCUUGACUUUUCUGACUUGCCUGUGUCUGUUUUUUCCAGGUCUCAAGCAAGUGCCUAAGGAAAUCUCGCCAGACACCACAUUACUAGAUCUGCAAAACAACCACAUUACGGAGCUGCGCAAAGAUGACUUUAAAGGGCUCUUUCGCCUCUAUGCUUUGGUAUUGGUGAACAAUAAGAUCUCCAAGAUCCAUCCAAAGGCUUUUAGCCCUCUGAUUAAGCUGCAGAAACUCUACAUCUCCAAGAACAACUUGGUGGAGAUUCCUCCUAACCUGCCCAACUCCUUGGUGGAACUCCGGAUCCAUGAGAACAAAAUCAAGAAGAUCCCCAAAGCUGUCUUCAAUGGGCUCCACAAUAUGAAUUGCAUUGAAAUGGGUGGGAAUCCUCUGGAGAAUAGUGGAUUUGAACCUGGUGCCUUUGAUGGCCUAAAACUGAACUACCUGAGGAUCUCAGAAGCAAAGCUCACUGGUGUACCCAAAGACCUCCCUGAAACCUUAACUGAGCUACAUCUGGACCACAACAAGGUCCAGGCAAUUGAAUUAGAGGAUUUGAUCCGCUACUCCAAAAUCUACAGAUUGGGCCUCGGACACAACAAUAUUCGCAUGAUUGAGAAUGGCAGUCUUGCUUUCCUGCCUAUCCUACGUGAGUUGCACUUGGAUAACAACAAGCUCUCAAGAGUCCCCCCAGGAUUGCCUGAUCUCAAGUUUCUGCAGGUAACCAAUAAGAUGCAGUUCUGUGGUGAGAAAAGUAAGGUCCUGCAUUUAGACAGGAAAAACCAAAUCCACAGGUAUGAAAUAAACAAUACCUGGCUCAGCAGUAGUUUUUGUGAGAAGGGUCUACGUACUCUGCUUAACCAUGAGCCAGCAGUGUGCUGCAACUGCCAAAAGAGCCAAUGCAAUCCUAGGCUGCAACAACACAAGGCUAACGUCAAGAUAAUGAGAAGUGAUAGUACCACUCUUUAUAGUACUAGUAAGGCCACGCUUGGAAUACUGUGUCUGUUUCUGGUCACCAUCAUAUAAAAAAGAUGCUGAGAU